Messenger RNA from Naegleria gruberi, 333 nucleotides. RefSeq lists its product as uncharacterized. The transcript has a single exon. The record is from RefSeq and is a predicted model, not a curated record. NCBI's taxonomy places the organism in Eukaryota, Heterolobosea, Eutetramitea, Acrasida, Naegleriidae. The coding region runs from base 1 to 333 and encodes 110 amino acids.
AUGAUAUCAUCAUCCACAUUAACAUCAGCAUCAAAAGAUGCCAAACCAGUAGUGAAAAAGGUUUCGGAAAUGAAUGAUGAAGAAUUAUUGAAUGAAGAAUUAGAAUUAACGGAAGAAGAAUUGAAGGAAUUUGGAGAUGAUGAAGAUUUGAAACCAUAUAUUAAAGUAAAACAGGAAGAACAGAAGAAGAAGAAGGCUUUGAAUUCAUCAUCAUCAGCAACAACAACAACAACAACAUUGGAACAACAGAAUACAACAACAUCUAAUGAAGAAAAACCAAAGGUUUUACCUCCUAAUCCUUCAUUUGUUCCAACUAUAUUGUACGUCAUUUAA